GCGAAGAAUUUUUGACCGCGAGCCAACUUGUCUCGGAGCAGGAUUUUUUCUACACAGCGCAACAGGAAGCUACCUCUUUUUACGAGACCAACUCCCCGGUUUGGUACAGUAUAGCGGCCGGGAAUUGGCAGCUCGUCGGCGAACUGGUGAGAAAAUUAGCGGCCGAUUCGGCCAACGAUCUGCACGUGUGGUCUGGCACUAUCGACGUGCUCAAGCUGCCAGAUCGCAGGGGUUGCCCGAGGAACAUCUAUCUGGCGGAAGAUUCGCAAGGCCGCCAACUGAUACCAGUGCCAAAACUGCUGUACAAGUACGUGUACGACUGUCAUAGGCACCGUGGCUUGGUUCUGAUCACCGUCAAUGACCCGCACCUCGUUUACGGGAUCACCAACGACAUGAUACUCUGCCCGGAGUUGCACGUCUGCCAGGAACUCAACCCAAACUUUCGCAGCGUUAAAAGGGGCUUUACCUACUGCUGCAACCUCCAGGGCUUCGCCCCAAUCGCUCGAGCUCUCGAUCUGCCCACUUUUCCUGGGGCUGCGCCCCUUCAUGCCUAA
Copidosoma floridanum is the source of this 554-nucleotide messenger RNA. Its product is annotated as salivary endonuclease-like. NCBI's taxonomy places the organism in Eukaryota, Metazoa, Arthropoda, Insecta, Hymenoptera, Encyrtidae. Gene Ontology annotation, biological process: apoptotic DNA fragmentation. The record is from RefSeq and is a predicted model, not a curated record. Gene Ontology annotation, cellular component: nucleus; mitochondrial inner membrane. Gene Ontology annotation, molecular function: metal ion binding; nucleic acid binding; RNA endonuclease activity.